Messenger RNA from Alternaria rosae, 1402 nucleotides. RefSeq lists its product as uncharacterized. Lineage: Eukaryota; Fungi; Ascomycota; Dothideomycetes; Pleosporales; Pleosporaceae. The record is from RefSeq and is a predicted model, not a curated record. The transcript is spliced from 3 exons. Bases 349 to 1197 code for a protein of 282 amino acids.
GCGCGAGCGUACAUCGACCCUGAAGCUACUCAAUCAGGGUCGCGGCUGACGUGCCACGAGCCGCAUCCUUCCCUGCGAUGAAAAACGGGUCCCGUACGAGGACCCUCCCGAGCUCGCUGUGUUCCUUGUAAAUCUCCGGUAAUUCCUCAUAUCUCGUUUGGGAUGAUGUUUCUAGGCCCAGAACCCCAGUAGCCUCACUAUGCCAGUCAAUGACUGUUCCAAAUCAGUGCACUCUUGCAUGAGCUCGAGCUGAUACGCAGGGGGUCGGUGUGUCUGCAUAUUAUCCUGUUCCUUUCUGUAUUUUGCCAAAACUUGCGUCAGUUUACUCACCUCAUAUUUAUUCCCGACAUGACAUCGUUCCAAAUCCAAGACUCCGACCUAACGGGCUUUGAGGGCAAAGUUGCCGUCAUAACGGGUGGGUCGUCUGGUAUCGGCCUCGCCACAGCAGAACUACUGCUCUCUCUAGGCGCACUAGUUGUGACUGGUGAUAUUCAGACACCACCGGCGUCUGUGGCUGACUGCCACUUCGUCCAAAUCGACGUCAGGCAUUGGGGCGAUCUCACAAAACUAUUCAAGGCCGCGAAAGAGAAGCACGGCCGUGUUGAUUUUGUAUUUGCGAAUGCUGGAGUUGGGCCACGGGCCAACUAUUUGGCCCUCGAAGUCGAUGAAAAUGGUGACCCGAAAGAACCAAACGAGGACACCUUGGACAUCAAUCUGGAUAGUGUUGUCAAGACCGUAACACUCGCUACCCACUAUCUGAAGGGCCAAGCUGAGGGAGGGUCUAUUGUCAUCAUGGGGUCCAGCACCGGCUUGCAUCCAGUCCGAGCAGUUGAUUACUCGACGGCCAAGGCGGGUGUUCUAGGCUUUGGUAGAAGUUUUGCGCUGUUGGUGAAGGCUGCUGGUCUACCUAUCCGCGUUAACACUCUCGCCCCUUCGUGGACGGCAACUCAGGUCUUGCCCGAUUUGAAAGGCCUCCUAGAUGCGGUCUCCCACAACUGCCAGCCUACUUCAGUCGUUGCCCGAGCAGCGGCGUACUUGAUGGUAGACGAGUCUCGUCACGGGGACCUUAUCUUUGCGUGCGACGGUAAAUACACAGAGAUCGAGAAGGCUGUGCUGGCGCCAGCAUAUGCAACCAUUAAGGGAGACGGAUUGAGUGACGAUGAUGUUCUGGCGAAGGUCCUGGCGCUGGGUAGUUAGACACCCAACUCAAUCCAUAGACAAAUUCUCAAGUAAUGGAAACAGGCUGUGUCUGGGGCUGAACAUGGAUGAUGUGAGUUGAGCGAUCGCAGAGACGUGGCCCACGGGUCUGGAAGACGGAUCAACCCCUGCCAAGACGCUGCCUCUAGUGCUAUCAUCGCUGCCUGAUGUCAUGCUGGCUAAACCCGAAUUUACUCGCUCUGCC